Molecule: messenger RNA, 621 nt
Organism: Hevea brasiliensis (rubber tree)
Lineage: Eukaryota; Viridiplantae; Streptophyta; Magnoliopsida; Malpighiales; Euphorbiaceae
Exons: 3
Coding region: 1-447 (148 amino acids)
Source: RefSeq, a predicted model, not a curated record
AUGAUAUCAGAGCCAUAUUGUCAUGGUUAUGGUUAUAUUUUUGAACAUUGUCCUACACGCCCUCCAAGACCAAAAGGAGGGCAUUCUAAAUUCAAGAAUGUCUCAAAGCCUGGAUCUUCCUCUGUCACUGCUGUUGCUGCUACUGAGGGUUCUACUGCCAUCACCAUGAGUGAUCUUGAGGCACUAUUCAAACAGGUACAGGAUCCACAAACGGGACAGAUUCUUAGGGAGGGUCGCAGAGUGGGUCGAUUAUUUGAGCUUGCAUCUUUACAUCUUUCUCAGAUAUUUGUAUCUGCAGCUACAAUCCCUAAUUCCUCCAUUCAACAAUGGCAUCUUCGUCUUGGUCAUGCUUCUGCCGGUAAAAUUCAACCUUUAAUUUCUCAUGGAUUAUUAGGAUCUACUAAGUUUGAGUCAUUUAAUUGUUUAAAUUGUCAGCUUGCAAAAUAACCUGCAUUAUCUUAUCGUGAGGCAAGUACUAACCCUCUUUGACAGCAAGCUAUGACUGACGAACUUCAGGCUUUAGAGAAAACUCAUACUUGGGAUUUAGUUGAUCUUCCACCAAACAAGACCCCUAUUGGUUGCAAAUGGAUUUACAAAAUCAAGACCCGUUCUGAUGGAACU